This is a messenger RNA of Colletotrichum siamense, 1224 nucleotides long. RefSeq lists its product as uncharacterized. Bases 1 to 1224 code for a protein of 407 amino acids. The record is from RefSeq and is a predicted model, not a curated record. The transcript has 2 exons. Lineage: Eukaryota; Fungi; Ascomycota; Sordariomycetes; Glomerellales; Glomerellaceae.
AUGAGUAUCGACCUUCUCACCAAGAUUUGUGGUAUUCAAAACGCCAUCGUGUUCGAAGGCGGGGUCGUUAUGAAAGGCCCAACCGCCAUGCUUCUGCCCAUCAGCAGACAGGGGGAUAUUAUUCAAUGGCAUCUUGUGGUCCCCGAACAUGGUCGUCGACGACUUUCGUAUUUGGAGGGCCUUAGACAAUGCAAAAACCGAGCCUUAAUCGACGAGGUUGACCUUGAAGCAUUGAAAGACACUCGGGCGAUAGUGGGAUGGUGGUCCGAAGCACGUACGAGGCUCGGAGACCCGGAUGUCAACUAUGAAAAUAUCGACUACUCGACUGCAGAAGAAUAUGAGCCCACUGUGCGGUUCUCUAAGUUGGCUCUUGGUGUUCAACAGUUUGCCACAGCCCAGUUUGAGGCUACUCUUGGGCCCAAGGACUCUGGAUACCAGAUGAAGUGGGGAAGUGGUGCGUACGAAGACACAAUAUUUGACGCCAAUCAGAUGAGAGUUGUACUCUACGAUACCGCAGAUUCUCGAGCUUGGUUCGCGAAUGGCGCCGAAGUCAUUUUGCACAUGAUCCGGACACGCAGUACGCAGCGCCCUUUCAUCAUCAAAGGCAGACGAGUAGACAUACCAAGCGAGGAAUCUGCCGCUGAUACACUUCUCCAACAUAAGGAUCUGGAGCUUGGUCUUGAGCCGACCGCUUCUUUCGCAUGGGAAUCGCCGUACUUCGGCAAAGCCCAUGCAGUAGCCGGCAAACCUCACUGGGAAGUCAGGUUACGCGUGAAACCGCGCGAUCUGCGGCGGCUCAUGCGAGAAGGCUUCCACUGGGACAUGAGCAACUUCGAUUUCGAGGCCACAUACACUCAGACACAUCUUCGUGGCGAGAAGCCGUCUCUGUUCAAGAGGGGAUGGACAUGCAGGCGAAACUUUUUCUUAUCCGACCUGGGAGACAAGCCUUACUGGACAGCGAAGUUGACUGUUUUUGCUCGGGAGAUCAGCGUCUUGAAAGAUUUCGAAGUCACGGAUAUCACGCCGGAGAACAUGAGUUGGGCGUGUGCGUUUGUUGACGCCACGCAAACGUCUGCAUGGGAGACGCCUAAGGCCAAUGGAGAGACUCAACAAGUCUAUUCAUGGGUCCAUGACAACCCUUCAAACACUUGGAACAAUAUUUAUGGCGACUUGGCACUGGAUGGCUGGUGGCCAUGGCCGAAAGCCGACGUCGAUACGAUGUAG